Molecule: messenger RNA, 1478 nt
Organism: Halichondria panicea
Lineage: Eukaryota; Metazoa; Porifera; Demospongiae; Suberitida; Halichondriidae
Product: indoleacetamide hydrolase-like
Exons: 1
Coding region: 81-1364 (427 amino acids)
Molecular function (GO): catalytic activity
Source: RefSeq, a predicted model, not a curated record
UUAUUAUUGAUAACCUUUGUCCUCACAUUGUAAAUUAAAUUGUCAGUCUCAAGAACUAGAAGUAAGAGCUAGAGGCUGAAAUGGCUACCAAAACCAAUGUGUUUACAACAAUUGUACGCCCAGAGCUUCUUGGGCAGACCCCUCUGGACAAGAACAUGACAUUUGCAGUCAAGGCCAACACUGGAUGUGGUUACCCAGCUCCAGCCUCAACUCCUAGCUUGAGGAACUGGGUGCCCAAAGACUACUCUCCUGUUGUCAAGGCUCUUGUGGACAGUGGACACAUUAUAGUUGCCAUCGCUAACAUGCAUGAGCUUGCAUUUGGAAUUACAUCCGAGAAUCCCAGCUACGGAGAUGUUGACAACCCACAAAAAACGGGCUAUAUUCCUGGAGGGUCGAGUGGGGGGAGUGCAGCAGCUGUAGCUAUGAAUGCCGUGUCAUUUGCAUUAGGGACGGACACUGGAGGUUCGAUGCGAAUUCCUGCCUCUCUCUGUGGAGUCGUUGGCUAUCGUCCCACAAUCGGUCUGUACAGUCAAGCCGUUGUUUGUCCCCUCUCUUCUACCACCGACACAAUCGGGGUGUUCAGUCAAAAAGUAACGACUGUGCAGCAAGCUCACAAAGCCAUUAUCCCAUCCUCUGUACCCACCACACGAUCUCUGGAGGGUGUUAGGAUUGGUGUCCCUCGGAAAUACUUCUACAAGGUCCUGGACAGUGAGGUUGCUCGUGUGACUGAGGCUGCUCUAACUUCACUCCGAGAUGCAGGUGCUGUGCUUGUGGAAUGCAACUUUUCUGACGACUUUGCUGAAGGUUCUAUGCCUAUUGUGACUGCAUGUUUCAAUCUUAUUACUUAUGAAACCAACCUCCUCCUUCCAAAGUACCUCAAGGAACAAGAAGCACCUGUGAGCUUUGAGCAGCUUGUUGAAAACAUUGGAGAUCCUGUUGUCAAGCAAGUAAUCACCUCAGCUGGUAGAGUCACUGAAGAAAUGUAUGAAAAAUGCUUGCAGAAAAAGGAUGCUGUUCGAAAGAACUACGACGACUAUUUCAGUGCCAACAAACUGGAAGCUUUUGUUUGCCCCACCACAAUUCUUCCUGCUAUUGAGAGGCCAACUGGUCCUACUACUAAGGUGGCUGGUCAAGAAUUCCCCACAAUAAUUGCCUACACGGUGAACACAUUCCCUCAGGCAUUGGCGGGUGUUCCUUGUAUCUCCAUCCCCAGUGGCCUGACUGCCGCUGGUCUCCCUGUUGGUCUGGAACUAGUGGCCCCUCGAGGCAUGGACGAAGACCUCCUGGGAUUGGCCGUGAGUGUGCAAGCAGCACUGCCAUCUCUACCACAACUCUCUUUUGACGACUUCAAGGGCAGACUCUGAUUUAUUGCUUUUUUUGUAUUUUUUGCAGGUAGAAAGAUUUAUUAGACAUGCAUAUAUAGUUAGUUAAUAGUUAGAAGUUAAAUGUGAUGGUUUUGACGAUUUGACUUCAUUUGA